AUGUCUGCUCCAGAUCUGCGAGAUCCAGCUGCUUGGCCACCCGGCACUGUGACAAUUAGGAAUCAAGAAUCAGCGGCAAUCAAGCUUCAGCCAACCCCCUCCAUCGAUCCCAAUGAUCCCUUGAACUGGUCCACCCUCCGUAAAACCACAAACUUCUCCCUCGUAUGUCUCUACACCAUAGCAACCUUCGUCCUCCUCGACGUUGGUGCCGUGAUCUGGACGCCAGUAAACCUCGAACUCGGCAUAUCCUACGAAAAUCUGAACAACGCCUACGCAUCCAAUACCGGAGGUCUCGCUCUGGGCUGUAUCUUGCUUGUCCCUCUGGCUAUCAAAUAUGGCCGUCGACCCGUGUAUAUCCUCAGCGCCGCAGUUCAAUUUGCAAGCGCAAUCUGGCAGGCCAAGAUCCAGACUACUGGUGAAAUGAUUGCGAUCAGUGUUCUCUGCGGAGUCGCUGGUGCCAUCAGUGAGGCUAUUGUGCAGAUGACCGUCGCAGACUUGUUCUUCGUCCAUCAGAGAGGUACAAUGAACGCGAUAUACCUCUGCUGCGUUGUGGUCGGUGCUAACUUGGCACCUGUCGCUGCUGGCUACAUCGCCGUAGAUCAAGGAUGGCGUUGGGUUUGGUGGUGGACUUCUAUCUUGCUCGGUCUUUCGUUCAUUGGCUUCGUCUUCUUUUUCGAGGAGAGUAAGUUCGUGUUUAGUCCGCUUAGACAGCAACUGCAUACGCCACGGCAGAAGGAGCAGACCCCGAUGCCUAGCAGACAUGCGAGCAAAGAAGAACUGCCGCUUUCUGAACAGGUUUCGAAAGUGCAGAGUGUAGCAGAAGUUCCAUCCAUUCCAAAGAAGUCUUACCGUCAACGUCUUGCUCUGGUCACUAAAUCAGACACGCCUCUUCUUCCACGGAUGUACCAGCCCUUCAUCAUACUCGUGACUUUUCCAGCAGUCGCAUAUACCGCUCUUCAAUAUGGUUCUAUUCUCGCCUGGCUCUCCAUCAUGAUCACCACCGUAUCGACGUAUCUGUCUCAACCUCCAUACAACUUUGCUCCCUCCGGCAUAGGAUUGUUCAAUCUUCCGCCGUUCAUUGGAGCCAUUCUGGGGAGUCUGUUUGGUGGACCGCUGAGCGAUUGGUAUAUCAUGAGGCUGGCGAAAAGGAAUGGAGGGGUGUAUGAGCCUGAGAUGAGAUUGCAUCUUGCGCUUCCAGCGGUGGUGGCUUGUCCGGUUGGCAUAUUGGUUUUUGGACUAGGACUGGCUAAGAUAAUUGGUGAUGCUUUUGUUGCUGUUGUCUUCGUUCGCAACGGCGUCUCCACGAUCAUUGUGUUCGCUCUUACGCCAUGGAUCAACAGAGUCGGACUGCGCAACAUGUUUAUCACAGCAGCGUGUAUGAAUGUCGCAAUCGGCUUGCUUACACUUCCUAUGAUCUUCUGGGGGAAGAAGGCAAGAGUUAUGAGGGCAGAGAAGUACAGACAUCUGGCGGCGAGCCAGCCAGGAGGGAGGGAUGCUUGA
Molecule: messenger RNA, 1500 nt
Organism: Glarea lozoyensis ATCC 20868
Lineage: Eukaryota; Fungi; Ascomycota; Leotiomycetes; Helotiales; Helotiaceae
Product: MFS general substrate transporter
Exons: 4
Coding region: 1-1500 (499 amino acids)
Biological process (GO): transmembrane transport
Molecular function (GO): transmembrane transporter activity
Source: RefSeq, a predicted model, not a curated record